AUGGAAACAAAGUUGAACGCCAAGCAGCGCCGCAGACUCCUGCGCGAGCAGUUGCAGCAUCAACAACAACAACAGGAGCAAAACGAUGGCAGCAGCACCGAGAAAGUCACGCAACAAGCGAUGGUCGGAUCGAUCGGACAACACGAGUCGGACAAAGUGACUACCUUCAAGACGAGCGAUGACAACCAGCGAGACCAGCUGUCAAUGGGGAAGCGCAAACGAGUGGACGGGACGCAACGACUGCAGAAGAAGCGGAAGCACGAGCCGAAGAAAAUGACCGGAGCUGGUCAGGAAAACGGACAAGAUGAGGCCUCUGGAGCUCAUAAGAGUAUCCACUUGACGCUGUUUGUUGGCCAGCUGCCCUUUCGAGCGACUGAAGGUAUGAUCCGGAACCACUUUUCGGAAGCGGGGGAGAUCAAGCUGCGCAUGUUGACGGACAAGAAGACCAAGAAGUUCAGAGGGAUGGCGUUCAUUGAGGUAAAGGACAGCAAAGCAUUGGGCGCAGCGCUUUCGCGGCAUCACACGUUGCUGCAGGGACGUCGGAUCAAUGUCGAGUUGACCGCUAGUGGGGGUGGCACCAAUUCGGAGAACCGACGAACGAAGCUGGAUGUGCUGAGGAAGAAGCAGAGCAGCGUCCAAGUGGAGAAGACCAAGGCGCUGGUUCAGAACCACAUUGACGGACCACAGUACAACUUGCAACAGGAAGAUGUGGAUGAUCGAAUGAUCGACUUCUUGUCCUGGUUCGACUACGAAACGGCCAAGAACGCGCUGGAGGAGUUCAACCGUUGCGUGAGCGACCGUGUGAACAACCGCAAAGCGUUCUUCAUGGGGAUCCUGAAGCGAUUUCGACAAACGGACGGCGUGGAGUAG
Peronospora matthiolae is the source of this 870-nucleotide messenger RNA. Lineage: Eukaryota; Oomycota; Peronosporomycetes; Peronosporales; Peronosporaceae. The record is from the annotation of a GenBank genome assembly.